AUAUUCAUAGCUACUGACACCACAUGUAUUCUACCACCCUUUGGUGGCCAUUGAUCAGGCUUUGUUUGUACUAAAUCAUGUGUUGCUGUACCAACUUCCAAUUGUCAAAACCUGCAACAAAUAUCUUGUUGUUUAAUGAGCACAAAUAGAAAAAAGACUUUAUACCAGUUUGUACAAUAUUCAUUGAGUAAAUACCCCCUAGGUAUAAAAUCCAAAUCUACUUUCGCUAUUUGCCACUACAGAGUUUCAUUAUUCACAGAACCAUUGAACUAUAACAUAAGCACUGUAGGAGUCAUGGUCAUUAAAAAAGUAUUUACAGUUCAAAGAAAAAAAAUAUGAAUUUUGGUAACAUAUUUACUGUACAAAUGUCCAAAUUAUGAUUUACAGUUAGAAUCCAACUAGAAUUUUGUAUUCAAAUUUGCAUCCUYAGGCUUUUGAAGUCCCUCAUUAUUCAAACUUAUGUGUUGUCUGUCCAAUAUUUGCAUAAAGUGUCUAGAAAUAGCAAUAUUGUAUGGCUGUAUUCAAGUAAACAAAAUAUAACUGCAGAAAUUGCUACAUGUCUUCAUGCAUAUUGUCCAAGUUUUAUUCUUUCAUGCAAUGCAAUUUACUAUUGAAACAUGAAAACAAUGGUUUUCAUCAUUUCCUCUCCGUGCUAGUUGAGCUUCAAAGCUCAGAAGUAAGGGACUAGAAAGAGAAACAGUUCAAGAAAGAUGUUGGGUACACUAUAACGAGUKAACAAGAUGAUCUGAGUGACAUGGAAAGUGGAUAUCUCAGCCCUGGAAAUGACAAUACCUUGACACAACUCACUCUUACUUCAACAAACUUGCAGCAUGGCUUUAUCAGCCCACAGCCUAAGAACGACAUUAGAGUUAAGUUUGAGUUUCAAGGCGAAAGAAGGAUUGUCCCAGUUUCCAGACCUGUGAUACUAACAGACCUUCAGCAAAAAGUCAAGACUGCUUAUGGUCAUGAAUUAUGUAUGAACUAUAUCAAUGAUGAGAUAACAAUUCCAAUUGUCAACCAGUCUGACCUUGAGAAAGCAAUAGAGAUACUUGACAGAAGUCCRCAUCUUUCAAGCCUGAGAGUAUUUCUUACGAUGCCAAAUGGUGUUGUCAAUAGGAAUAAGACUUCAACUCACUCUAGACGAAUGAUGGUAGAGGCUCUAAUCCCAGCUCCACCAAACCCUAAAGUAGGRUCAUUGUUUGGUCGUAGUCUUGGUAGACGAUCUCGUUCUAAGCCAACAAGUUAUGGACUUGGAUCAAGCUUUCUCUUUACAAGGUCACAGUCUACACCAGAUGAGAUUGCCAACAUGAUUGAGGACACACCAAGUACUCCAACCCUGGCCUGUUAUCAACCAGUACAGUACAUGUCAACAAACGACAUUCACACUAAAGGAAGAGACUCGCCACCCCCUGGAUUCCAUCCCGACUCGGCUUCAUUUGUACCGAGAAGACCUCACCCAUUUAUAAGGAGUGAAGGCGAAUUUAUCCCUGARGGUUAUGCUUCAAACAGUGAGAUGGUACAUCGCCAUGUUAGAAUAUUCAACCCUUUAUCGCACAGUGAAGUUCGAGUUGUGUCAAGUCCAAGUUCAGAAGGAUCAUUGACUGGCUCCUCGUCAUCCCUUAAUGGGACAUUUUCAUUCGGCAGUGCUGGUGAAGUKUACUCGUUUUCACGGACGGCACGAAGGACUUACUCAAACAGCUCCCUUAAUUCAGGAGGGAUGUUUUCAUCCGAGGAGGACAUGUUGGAYGGCAAGGCUGAUACUUUCCCACGACGACGACAGACAUUUAGUGGGUCUAUAUCAGAUAUAAAUGACGGUCAUCAAACRUUCCCAAGAUUUCAAAGUCUUACAACACGCAAGCCUAUUCCAGCGUCAAUGAGAUCUGAUAUGUCAUCACAACAAAGUCUUGCGAGUACCAGUAGCAGCAGUAGUGGGAUGAUGGCGGACAUAGAGGGUGGAUACCGCAGACCUAGACGGGAAUCGGAACCAGGCUUGUAUUCCUCCAACAUGGACCAUAAAAUUCCAACAACUCAAUUCCCCAACAAUUGGCGAAAGGGAAAACUAUUAGGGGCUGGUGCAUUCGGACAAGUUUACAUGUGUCAUGAUUUAGACACAGGUCGCGAACUCGCAGUCAAACAAAUCGAGACUGGACUUUUAAAUAACUCGACCAAAAACGAGGUGCGCGCUUUGGAAGGUGAGAUUGAAUUUAUGAAGAAUUUUAGACAUGAGCGAAUAGURCAAUAUUAUGGUAUGGAGACUACAGAUCUUCAUAUCUAUAUCUUCAUGGAGUUUCUACCUGGGUCAUCAGUUCACGACCACAUCAAGCAACAUGGAGCUUUGAAUGAAAGUUUGACGAGAAAAUACACAAGACAAAUCGUAGAAGGAGUUUGUUACCUUCAYUCGAACAGAAUUGUACACAGAGAUAUCAAAGGAGCCAAUAUCCUUAGAGAUAUUAACGGCAAUAUAAAACUGGCAGAUUUUGGAGCUUCAAAACGUCUACAGACUAUUAGAAGCAAGACAGGAUUCCGUUCCGUACAUGGAACUCCAUACUGGAUGGCGCCUGAAGUCAUCAAUGGCGAGGGCUAUGGAAGGAAAGCCGAUGUCUGGAGCAUUGGAUGCACAGUUGUGGAAAUGUUAACUACAAAGCCUCCAUGGGCAAACCUAGAACCAAUGGCUGCUUUGUUUAAAAUAGCUACACAAGCUACAGAACCUGACCUCCCUCAGGAAUCUACAAAAGACACCGUGGAAUUUGUACGAGCAAUCUUAGUAAGAGAGUCACAAGCAAGACCAUCAGCAGACGAUCUUUUACUCUUUUCCUUCAUAUACAACUGCCCUCUAUCAACUUGCUUAUAGCCUGAAAGCAUUGGGCUUACUCUGUACAGUUCAACUUCCUUCUUUCGAAGGCUUAUAGCUAAUGAUUUCAACAGCAUUCUACUAUAAAGUACAGGAUUUUUCAUCGAGCAUGGUACAAUUAAUACCAAAGGCAUCGAUGGUUUUCAGAUCGUAUUAUACMUCGCUGAUAUCUAAAUAAGUCCUUGCAUGAAGUCAUCUUGGCUUAGAACUCCGUCAACUCUAGAAUUGAUCAUCGAUUCUCUCAUCAUUUCGCUUAUGAAGRUGGAAGAAACAUUAUUUUUUGGCAAUAUUUUGCUGGUAAUUUGAUAUUAUGCAGUUGAGUGUAUUUAAAUUUCUUUCRAAACCUCUGCAGGAUAAGACCAGUGCAAUGUGAACACAAUAUUAUAAGACAUUGAACAGCAAUUUCAUAGAACCGGUUGUAUUUACAAGCAAUUCCGCCGGAUAAAAUUACGAUAGAUAUGUUUAACAAUGAAGUUAAACAAGAAGGAACUUUGGCCUUGAAAAUGUUAGAUUAGAUAAAUAUAUCAAUKCCUGAUUUCCACAUUUCUAAUCUGCAUUGCGUUCACAGAAAGCCAAGAAAGUGGCAAUGAAAUAGUUUCACGGAUUUAUGAAUUGAACGUUAUGACGUCACCGAGUUGUGAACAAAUUGCAUUGUAAAAAAAAGAACAUUUUUUGUAAUUUGCUAUAGAUUUAAUAAUAUUAAAUUAAUUUGUUUAAAUUAUUCAAAUGUAAUACCAUUUUAUUUAAAAUGAUUAGAUAGAAGCCAAGGGUUAUUUUUGUAAAUAUUUUUUUCUUGCCCAAAUGAAACGAAUUCCAUCAUUUGAAAAUAUGAUAUAUUGUAGAUACUCAUUUUAAUUGUAGAUAAAUUCCAUUUUUUGUAAUUAAAGUAUAUGCCAAAAUCA
This is a messenger RNA of Exaiptasia diaphana, 3753 nucleotides long. RefSeq names its product mitogen-activated protein kinase kinase kinase 2. The record is from RefSeq and is a predicted model, not a curated record. Lineage: Eukaryota; Metazoa; Cnidaria; Anthozoa; Actiniaria; Aiptasiidae. The transcript is spliced from 20 exons. The coding region runs from base 755 to 2851 and encodes 698 amino acids. Gene Ontology annotation, biological process: protein phosphorylation. Gene Ontology annotation, molecular function: protein binding; protein kinase activity; ATP binding.